CAACUUCCAACAUAUUUGAAGAAGCUCCAUCAUCACUGACAUUCUUAAAAAGGAUCUUAGCUUAAACCUCUCUGCCUACUUUCCCUCCUCACAUAAACUCUUCUUCUACCCAAACCAAUUCCUGGCUUCCGGGUCAUGCCCGCACUCACUACUAGCUUCUAUUCUCGAUGUCGGGCUUUCUGAACGACGAGCUAUCCAAGCGGACGACUGUGUUCGGGUUGAGAUUAUGGGUCGUACUGGGAUUCUGUUUGGGAGCGGCGUUUGUUCUUCUUCUCUUCAUCAUCUCUGUGUGGCUAACGUCCAGGCGCAAUGUCAAGAAAAAGAUCACCUCCGUUCUCCCCCACGCAAUCCCCGCCGUUUCCAAAGAGAUCCAGGAGAUUCGGGUCGACCCGCCGUCUCGGGCCAUGUCUGAAAAUCCGAAGAAUUCAGUGGAUACCGCCCACGACCCGGUGCCCGAGCCCGAAUAUUUAGGGAAAGAUACUCAGAAAUCUGGCGGGGAUAGGAUGAUUCACGGAGGAAAUGGAAAGGGUCGCAGAAGCUCGUAUUCGGAGCGGGUGGGUUCGUGUGACGGGAGCGAGAAGCUCGGGUCGGGUGAUCAGCCAGUGCCCGAAGUGUCACAUUUGGGGUGGGGUCAUUGGUACACUCUCAGAGAGCUCGAAGUGUCCACAAAUGGGUUUUCUGUUGAAAACGUGAUAGGUGAAGGUGGCUAUGGAAUCGUUUACUAUGGUGUUCUUGAAGAUAAUACGAUAAUUGCUGUGAAGAAUUUGCUCAAUAACAGGGGGCAAGCUGAGAAGGAGUUUAAGGUUGAAGUAGAAGCUAUCGGGCGGAUCAGGCACAAGAAUUUGGUGAGGUUGCUUGGUUUUUGUGUGGAAGGUGCUCAUAGGAUGCUUGUUUAUGAGUAUGUCGACAAUGGAAACUUGGAGCAAUGGCUUCAUGGAGAUGUAGGGCCCCACAGCCCUCUAACCUGGGAAAUCCGGAUGAAUAUUGUUCUUGGAGUGGCUAAAGGGUUGAGCUAUUUGCAUGAUGGGCUCGAGCCUAAAGUUAUUCACAGGGACAUCAAAUCAAGCAAUAUUUUGCUUGAUAAGCAAUGGAAUCCAAAGCUAUCUGACUUUGGCUUGGCCAAACUCUUGGGUUCUGAGAAGAGUUACAUCACCACUCGGGUCAUGGGAACGUUUGGGUCUGUAAUUGCUUGCUUUCUUCAGCUAGAGAAGGGCAGAUGAGUUGGAAUGCUUGCAUAAAUUUCAUCAUUUUAUAUGUGCAGCUAUGUUGCUCCAGAAUAUGCUAGUACUGGCAUGUUAAACGAACGAAGUGAUGUGUAUAGUUUUGGAAUCCUUCUUAUGGAGAUGAUUACCGGGAGAAACCCAGUUGAUUAUAGUCGCCCUCCUGGAGAGGUGAACCUAGUUGAAUGGCUUAAAAAUAUGGUUUCAAACCGAAAUGCAGAGGGGCUUUCGGAUCCCAAGUUACAAGAGAAACCUUGUUCAAGGGCAUUGAAACGCAUCCUUUUGGUUGCCCUACGUUGUGUGGACCCCAAUGCUCAGAAGAGGCCAAAGAUGGCUCAUGUUUUACACAUGCUUGAAGCCGAUGAUUUUCCUUACCGUGAGGACCGAAGAUCCAUCGGUAGAGACCUAACAAGACCUCAUCAUCAUCGUGAGGAUUCUGAAAGCACGAUUGGCAAGCGGGCCGGUGAAGAAUCAAUAGGAACAGCAAGCCCCAUAUCUGCCUGAUCUGAACCAGAUUGGUUGCCCCCUCCCUCCCUCCCACACUGCUUCUUCUGCCAUUCAGUGUAAAUAUGGUUCCCUUUUGCACUUGAGAGUUUUGAUGCAUCUGUAUUGUCCUCUUGUAAGUUUUGUAGCAUGUUAGGUAACUCAUCCAUAAACCUUCCUUAUUACUUCUAUAAUAUAUUGACGGUUACAAGAAUGUGCCUUUUUGUUACCAGGCCUGUAAUUUACAUAAUGGUUUUUAUAUUUUUUUUAAUUGUAAAAGUUCCUGAAAUUUUAUUAUUGCUAUUUACGCA
Cuscuta epithymum is the source of this 2014-nucleotide messenger RNA. The record is from the annotation of a GenBank genome assembly. NCBI's taxonomy places the organism in Eukaryota, Viridiplantae, Streptophyta, Magnoliopsida, Solanales, Convolvulaceae.